UUCAAAAUUUAGCUUGGUUUUUCAGUCUAUAGUUUAAUUUUAAAAAACAAAAAUUCAAAAUCCAAAUAGUUACCGGAAGGGACCUCAACUUUAAGUUGAAAAUAUCCAUUUACACUCUUCUUUAAAUUUGGUUAAUAUCAUAUGAGACGUGAAUCAAAUUUAAAGUUCAAAAUUGAUUGACUUAAGAAAGAUGAGUCUAAUUGAUAAAAUUAAAAAUCUCAUAGAUGUUUAUCCAAACCAAUUAAAAUCUCCCACUCAAAGUUAAAAGGUUUAAAUACAGAUUUUUUAGUUUUUAUACUAUAUUUUUUUAUCCUGUUCAUCAUCCAAAGUAAUUUUGAAAUUGCCGGUAGAGAUAAGAGCAUAAAAUAAUGAAGAUUUUUGUAUUGGUAGAGAAACAAUUUAUGAAUAGGAGGAGGAGGAAGAAGAAGAAGAAGUCAAAAUCAUAUUUGUAGAAAAUGCCAGCGAUGAAGAUAUCAAUUUCAAUUUGCCCUAAUCCGGCCAACGAAGAAGCUUAAUAAACUUCCAUUAAUCAUUAUCUUCAUCAUCAAUUCAAACUCCAAUUCGAAAAUUAAUCGAUCGUCAUUUUUCAGAUUUCUCAAUUUUUCCAAAAAUGGGGAAAGGGAGCGGAUGCGUACCUAGCAUGAACAGAGCAUCCGUAGCCGUCUCCGAUCCACAUCCAACUCCCGAUCAACCAAAAUCCACCGCCGGAGAAAUCUCCAGGAAUCUCAGGAUCUUCAUCAUCUAUUACUCUAUGUACGGUCACGUCGAUCUCUUGGCCAAGAUGAUGAAGAAAGGAGUCGAUUCUGUAGACGGCGUCGAAGGUGUUCUGUUUAAGGUGCCGGAGACGCUGCCAAUGGAGACGCUGCAGCAGAUGAGAGUUCCGGCGAAGGAUGACGGCGUGCCGGUGAUUUCCGUGGAGGAGAUAGUCGAGGCCGACGGAUUCUUGUUUGGAUUUCCGACGAGGUAUGGAUCCAUAGCGGCGCAAAUGAAGUCGUUUUUUGAUUCGACGAUUGAUCUUUGGGAGCAUCAGAGGCUAGCCGGAAUUCCUGCCGGGUUCUUUGUCAGUACCGGAACUCAAGGCGGCGGCCAGGAGACGACGGCCUUAACAGCAGUGAGUCUUCUAGCACACCAUGGGAUGGUGUAUGUUCCAAUAGGGUACACUUUUGGGAGUGAAAUGACCAAUUUGGAGUCCAUAAGAGGAGGAUCCCCAUAUGGGGCUGGAGUUAUCUCUGGGGAUGGCUCAAGACCUCCAUCUUCCACUGAGCUUGAUCUUGCUCAUUACCAAGGCAAGUACAUGGCUACCCUACUUAAAAGAUCCCUCCCUCUCAACGCUCGUUAAAUUGCACAUUUAGUCCCUAUAUUUAUAUAAGUUCUCGGUUUGAUCUUUACGUACUUCCUAAAAGUUCUAUUCCCAUCUCUAUCCUUUGAUUAAGGCUUACUAUAUACUUCUAUCUUGAGUAGGGCGUAAUAGAUCAUGAUAUCUAACACUUUGGUGCAAGUUAUUUGUGGUUGAAUGGUAAAAAGAGGAAUAGAAUUGCAUUUUCAGGUGGAAAAAAUUUUAGUACUCCCAUAGUACCAUAUUCCCUUUCUUUACACUAUAAAUUUGUCUUCAUGAAUAUCAGUGGACCCACAUUAAUGUUUCUUUUCUUUGAAUACAACGACUGUGUGGUGGGGUUUUGAACCUCUAACCUCUUGGAUCGCAGUGCAUAUCAAUCUCACUGAGUUAAGCUCACUUUAGCAACUCCACACUAAUGUCAAUGAAACCUCACCCUACUUUUAAAAGUAUGCUAAUGUGACACACAAUAAAUAGAGAGAUUACAUGCUCCCGUAGUAUAGAAAUUUUCCUAUGUCAAGUCAUGAUCAGUUGAUCUACUAAUAUCACAACCACAAAUAAUUUGUCAAGUUAGACAUUUGUUACUCUCUUUACUAAGAAGUUUAGAAUGUAUAUGGUAUGUUUUAAUCAAAUGGUAGAUACUGGUAUAAAUUUUGGAAGUAUAAAGGUGAAGUUGAUAAAAUGUAUAGUAUAGGGAUUAAAAGUGUAAUUUAACCUAGUUUUUUUAAACGAUUAAAUAUAAGUUUCGUACUUAAACUUUCAAAUUUUUGUUUAAAAAGUAACUUAACCUUAAAACUUAUCUAAUGGAUCCCUGAACUUUACAAAUGUUCAAUAAGCCCUUGAACUUUCAAUGUCUCAUCUAAUUAGAUCCCAAACAUGUUCAAAAUUUUAUGUCUAACACGACCCCAAACUUUCAAUUUUGCAUUUAAUGAGUUUGUGAUUUUUUUAUAAACAAAAUUAAAAAACCAGAGAUCUACUAAAUAGACAGUUGAAAGUUUAACGACCCUUUGCGAAACAAAACGACAGGGAUUUAUUAAACAUCGUUUAAAGUUCAAGGAUUAAGUAGGCAGGAAUUUGAAAGUUGUAUGAGCUAAACCUGUAAAAUAUCUAUUUAAACUAGGGUGUUCUUGUUGUGAAAAAGAAAAUCAUUUUUUUCUUACUUUAAGUAGAAAAAGGGAAUUUUGAAUGUUGAAAGUAGAGUGUAAAUCCAAGAAUGUGAAUAAAACAGUCAUUUCAAAUCAGUUUUUAUUGUUUAUUUAUUUAUUUAUUUAUUUUUGGUUGGUGUUAAAGACAUUCUUUGUCCAUAUAUUAUGGAAAAUAAGAAUCUUUGAUGUGUUAAGUGAAGCCAAACAAUAUGGUGCCAAGCAAAUUUAAUAGAAGCAUGGACAUGAUGUCCCCUACAAUAACAGUCUUGAAUUAUAUAUAGGAACUAAUAGGGGUAAGAUCUACCCUACAAUGACACUUGAAUUAUUGGAAACUCAAUGGCAUCAUAUACCCUACAAAUGUACAUUUGAAUUAUUAGAAUUCAUGACCAUAUACCCCACGAAGGAGUUUCUUCAACCCAAAAAAAAAAA
Benincasa hispida (wax gourd) is the source of this 2907-nucleotide messenger RNA. RefSeq names its product putative NAD(P)H dehydrogenase (quinone) FQR1-like 1. The record is from RefSeq and is a predicted model, not a curated record. NCBI's taxonomy places the organism in Eukaryota, Viridiplantae, Streptophyta, Magnoliopsida, Cucurbitales, Cucurbitaceae. Gene Ontology annotation, molecular function: NAD(P)H dehydrogenase (quinone) activity; FMN binding. Gene Ontology annotation, cellular component: membrane.